Molecule: messenger RNA, 2261 nt
Organism: Alligator mississippiensis (American alligator)
Lineage: Eukaryota; Metazoa; Chordata; Crocodylia; Alligatoridae
Product: zinc finger protein 85-like
Exons: 4
Coding region: 271-1806 (511 amino acids)
Biological process (GO): negative regulation of transcription by RNA polymerase II
Molecular function (GO): DNA-binding transcription repressor activity, RNA polymerase II-specific
Source: RefSeq, a predicted model, not a curated record
GCCAGGAUAGUGGGGCUGAGCUUCCCAGGUCAGAGUGCUGCAUCUGGACCCACCCAGAGCCUAAGCUGAAAGGCUGCUCUCCCAACAGGGUUGGUGCCAGGGAGAGAGCCCUAUAUAUGCCCCCACAGUGCCCAGCCCAACGGGGGCUUUCUCCAGGGGCUGGAGCCAGCUCCCCAAGGCAGCCCCGGGCUCUGCCAACACCAGCUCCUGAGCCGGAGACUCCAGCUCCAGGUGCUGGUGACCUUCGAGGUGGUGCCUGUGUUUUUCACCAUGGAGCCGUGUGUCCUGCUAGACGCUCACCAAAAAGCACUGUACCGGGACGUCAUGCAGGAGAGCUACGACACCUUGAUGUCACUAGAAUUCCCACUCCUGAAAUCAGAUGUGAUCUCCCGGCUGGAACGAGGGGAAAAGCCACAUGUCCUGGGUUCCUGGAGCUCCCUGGAAAGGGGUAUCACGAACACAUCCCAUGGAGCAGGUGAGGAUGGGGUGAGUGAGAGCGAAGAGGAGAAUCCCCAACUGGAGGAAGGUCCUGAGCAGGUGGAACCAGAGGGGGCAGCAUCUGGAGCAUCUGGAGCAGCUGAAGGGGAUGUUUCCCAGGAGCCAAAUGAGGAGAAGCCAGAGGGGCCAGGGAAGCAGCAGCGAGAUGCCCUGGGGAGACGUCGGGGCAAACCUGUCCUGCAGGGGGAUGGCUCUAGGAAGCCGAUGGCUGUCCCAGCACGGCAGAGGCCGCAGCAGGCUGGGAAGCCCUACGAGUGCGAGGACUGUGGUAAAAGCUUCAUCUGGAGCUCGCACCUGGAGCGGCACCGGCGUGUUCACACAGGUGAGCGCCCCUUCCGGUGCCCUGAGUGUGGGGAGCGCUUCACCCAGAGCUCCCAUCUGCGGCAACACCAGCUGGGCCAUGGUGGCGAGCGCCCUUACAAGUGCGGUGACUGCGGCAAACGCUUCGCUGACCUCCCGGCCUUGGCUGCUCACCGCAGCAUCCACCUGGAGGAGAAGCCCUACCGGUGCAGCCACUGCGGCAAGGGCUUUGCCUGGAGCUCCCACCUGGAGCGGCACCGGCGCAUCCACACAGGCGAGAGGCCGUUCCGCUGCGGGGACUGUGGCGAGGGCUUUGCCCAGAGCGCUCACCUGGCCAAGCACCGGCGCACCCACACAGGUGAGCGCCCCUACCGCUGCCUGCUCUGUGGCAAGGGCUUUGUCGACAGCUCCGACCUGACACGGCACAAGCGCACUCACGCAGCUCCAGUUGGGGCUGCUGCCAAGAACCGCAAACACCGCACACCCGGGCACGGCUCACCUCAGGCCGGCUCAGAGCCCCAGAAAGCCCUCCAGAAAGAGGAAGCCUUUGGAGAAGCCUCAAAGCCGCCGCAGCAUUCCUGCGCCGCUGGGAAGGGCCGCCACUGUCCGGACUGCAAGCCAGGCCCAGAGCCCAGUAAGAUCCCACAGCCCAGCCCUGAGCAGAAGCCCUACCCCUGCGGGCACUGCGGAAAGAGCUUUGCCUGGAGCUCCCACCUGGAGCGGCACCGGCGCAUCCACACGGGGGAAAAGCCCUUCAAGUGCGGGGAGUGCGGGGAGGGCUUCAGCCAGAGCUCCCACCUCACCAAGCACCGGCGCACCCACACGGGCGAACGUCCCUACCGCUGCCCCCGCUGCGGCAAGGGCUUCAUCGAGAGCUCUGACCUGGCCCGGCACCAGCGCACCCAUACUGGGGAGCGCCCCUACACCUGCCCCCAGUGUGGGAAGAGCUUCAGCGUCAGCUCAGCACUGGCCAAGCACCAGCGGGUGCAUGCCAUCACCCAGCCCUGAGCACUUGUAGUGGAAACCCCCUGCCCCCCAACUCCGCCACCACCAGCCAUGCCUGUUCCCUCCCCGAGGAGGAGGGAGACAGACCCAUCCCUUCCACCCACUGCCACCUUUUUGAAGCAAGUGGCUCCCACAGUGACCCAACCAAAGGGCCAGUAUCUACAACUGGUUAGACCAUGGGGAUUUCCAUUCCAGGGGCCAUCCCACUGCCUUUUGGGAACCCACCUGUUUAUCCGAGAGCUGAACGAAAGGAAAAAAGUCUGAAUUUUCCCACCAAAAACAAACUUCCAAGGGAAAAGAAAGAGUAUUCCAUUUUAGGUCCACCUAAACAUUUGGUUUGGGAUUCCUGUUGGACUAUUUUGCUCCACUCUUCGCCUUUUUGAAGCAAGAAAUUUAUGUUAUGUUAUGUUAUAAUUUAUAGUAUAAUGUAAAAUAAAUUUCGAUGCAGUGGGUUGAAA